This is a messenger RNA of Erinaceus europaeus (western European hedgehog), 3677 nucleotides long. It is a transcript of the gene SART3, whose product is annotated as spliceosome associated factor 3, U4/U6 recycling protein. The record is from RefSeq and is a predicted model, not a curated record. NCBI's taxonomy places the organism in Eukaryota, Metazoa, Chordata, Mammalia, Eulipotyphla, Erinaceidae. Gene Ontology annotation, molecular function: protein binding; RNA binding. Bases 31 to 2982 code for a protein of 983 amino acids. Gene Ontology annotation, biological process: RNA processing. The transcript is spliced from 19 exons.
CGAGGACCCCGGAGUCACUCAAGGCUCAAAAUGGCGACGGCGGCCGCUGCAUCGGCUUCAGAACCCGAGGCGGAGGCCCCCGCUGGGCCCCAGGCCGAGGGAGAGGAGGAUGAGGUGAACGCAGACGGGUCGAGGAGGAAAGUCUUGUCGCGGGCUGUGGCCGCUGCCACGUACAAGGCCGCGGGGCCGGGGUGCGAGGCGCCGGAGGAAGGCGUGAGCGACAGCGGUGGAGACGAGGAGGACUACGCCAUGGCCUCCUCGGCCGAGAGCUCCCCCGGGGAGUGCGAGUGGGAGUACGACGACGACGAGGAGAAGAACCAGCUGGAGAUCGAGCGUCUGGAGGAGCAGCUGUCCAUCAACGUCUUUGACUACAACUGCCACGUGGACCUGAUCCGGCUGCUGCGGCUGGAGGGGGAGCUCACCAAAGUGAGGGCGGCCCGCCAGAAGAUGAGCGAGAUCUUCCCCUUGACUGAAGAGCUCUGGCUGGAGUGGCUGCACGACGAGAUCAACAUGGCCCUGGACGGCGUGGACCGAGAGCAAGUGUACGAACUCUUUGAGAGAGCCGUCAAGGAUUAUAUCUGUCCUGAUAUUUGGCUCGAGUAUGGCCAGUACUCAGUUGGUGGGAUUGGUCAGAAAGGCGGCCUUGAAAAGGUCCGAUCUGUGUUCGAAAGGGCUCUCUCAUCUGUUGGCCUGCACAUGACCAAAGGACUCGCCAUCUGGGAGGCUUAUCGCGAAUUUGAAAGUGCGGUAGUGGAAGCUGCCCGGCCCAUGGCUGACUUCCUUACCCCUUCUGACCGGGAACAAACCUUUGAUUCACAGCUUGAGAAAGUCCACAGUCUCUUCCGGAGGCAACUGGCGAUCCCCCUCUAUGAUAUGGAGGCCACGUUUGCAGAGUACGAAGAGUGGUCAGAAGACCCGAUACCAGAGGUGGUGGCGCAGAGCUAUGCCAAAGCACUCCAGCAGCUGGAGAAGUACAAGCCCUACGAGGAGGCUCUGCUGCGAGCAGAGGCUCCCCGGCUGGCCGAGUACCAAGCCUACAUCGAGUUUGAGAUGAAGGGCGGCGAUCCUGCUCGCAUCCAGUUGAUCUUUGAGCGUGCCCUGGUGGAGAACUGCCUGGUCCCCGACUUAUGGAUCCGUUACAGUCAGUACCUAGAUCGGCAGCUGAAAGUGAAGGACCUGGUUUUAUCUGUGCACAGCCGAGCUGUUAGGAACUGCCCCUGGACAGUCGCCUUGUGGAGUCGGUACCUCUUGGCCAUGGAAAGACACGGCGCCGAACAUCAAGUCAUUUCUGCAACCUUUGAGAAAGCUCUUAGUGCCGGCUUCAUCCAGGCUACUGACUAUGUGGAGAUCUGGCAGACCUACCUUGAUUACCUGCGGAGAAGGGUUGAUUUCAAGCAAGAUUCCAGUAAAGAACUGGAGGAGUUGAGGUCUGCGUUCACUCGUGCUUUGGAGUAUCUGAAACAGGAGGUAGAAGAGCGUUUCAGCGAGAGUGGAGACCCGAGCUGCGUGAUCAUGCAGAACUGGGCUAGGAUUGAGGCUCGACUGUGCAGUAACAUGCAGAAGGCUCGGGAACUCUGGGACAGCAUCAUGACCAAAGGCAACGCCAAGUAUGCCAACAUGUGGCUUGAGUACUACAGCCUGGAAAGGGCACACGGAGACACCCAGCACUGCAGGAAAGCCCUGCAUCGCGCCGUCCAGUGCACCAGUGACUACCCAGAGCACGUCUGCGAGGUGCUGCUCACCAUGGAGCGCACAGAAGGAACUUUGGAAGACUGGGAUAUAGCUGUCCAGAAAACCGAAACGCGACUAGCUCGUGUCAGUGAGCAGAGAAUAAAGGCUGCAGAGAAGGAAGCGGCCCUGGCCCUGCAGGAGGAAGAAAAGGCAGAACAGCGGAAGCGUACCCGGGCUGAGAAGAAAGCGCUGAAGAGGAAGAAGAAGCCCAGAGGUGCAGACAAGCACAAAGCAGAUGAGGACGAGGAGGAGGAGGAGUGGGGCGACGACGAGGAGGAGCAGCCUAACAAGCGCAGAAAGCUUGAGAACAGCGUUCCUCCCGCCAGCGACGCCCAGGACCAGGAGGCGGAAAUGGGGCUCUUUGGGAGAAGUGCACCCACAGACGCCAAGGCCCCCUCAAAGCAGGAGAGGGCGGCCGCCCUGAAGAGGGACGUGCCCAAGGUGGCCCACGAUAGCACUAAGGACAGCGUCACCGUCUUCGUCAGCAACCUGCCCUACAGCCUGGCUGAGCCGGACGCCAAGCUCCGGCCGCUCUUCGAGGCCUGCGGGGAGGUGGCAGAGAUCCGGCCCAUCUUCAGCAACCGCGGGGACUUCCGGGGCUACUGCUACGUGGAGUUUAAAGAGGAGAAGUCGGCCUUGCAGGCGCUGGGAUUGGACCGCAAGGUCGUGGAAGGGAGACCCAUGUUUGUUUCCCCCUGUGUGGAUAAGAGCAAGAACCCCGAUUUCAAGGUGUUCAGGUACAGCACGGCCCUGGAGAAGCACAAGCUGUUCAUCUCGGGACUGCCGUUCUCCUGCACCAAGGAGGAGCUGGAGGAGCUGUGUGAGGUGCACGGCACCGUGAAGGACAUCCGGCUUGUGACCAACCGGGCCGGCAAACCCAAGGGCCUGGCUUACGUGGAGUAUGAGAGCGAGUCCCAGGCGUCACAGGCUGUGAUCAAGAUGGACGGCACGACCAUCAGGGAAAACACCAUCAAGGUGGCCAUCAGCAACCCCCCUCAGAGGAAAGUUCCAGAGAAGCCGGAAGCCAGGAAAGGCCCGGCUGGCCCCAUGGUGCCGCGGCAGAUGUACGGAGCGCGGGGGAAGGGACGGACCCAGCUCUCUCUGCUGCCCCGAGCCCUGCAGCGCCCGGGCGCCCCCGCUCCUCAGGCCGAGAACGGCCCUGCCCCGAAGCCAGCUGCUCCCGCCUCCACGGCCACGGAGGCUCCCAUGAUGUCCAACGCCGACUUUGCCAAGUUGCUCCUGAGGAAGUGAACGGGACUCAGAAGGGCAACUCACACCUCCCUUUGCACUGGCUGGGAAGACCGCCUGGGCCCAGCCGCACCGGGCGAGGACCCGUGCCCCCAGACCUCCCUCUGCUUUAGACGGGAGGGGAGAGGGCGUCCAGGCAGUGACCUGAACUGUUCCCUCACAUUGAGGGCAAGCGGCCACUCCAUGGGCUGGGCACAGGAUGCAGCUCCAAGCUGCCCUUUCUGUCUUAAGAGCGAGAAGUGCAAGUGAAGCUCACACCCCACUUUGAGACCCACUUGUCUCCUUUUUCUAAGACCCUCUCCAUGGCACAUGUGCCCAUCACUUCAUUUUAAGAGACAAGAUGGCAGACGCUGGUCAUUCACCAGAAUGGGCUGUUUUGGUGAAGAGGUGGGAAUGGGGAGAUACAGAAAAACCCGUGUUGGAUUUUUGUUCAAGGGGACGCUGCAUUUUAUAUUCUGUCUCGUGAAGGGCCCAUCAAUCUGAUGUCUUCGUUUCCCCAGAGCAGAGUCUGUGUGACACGUUUUGUACAAGCGUCCACCUCCUGUGGACCAUUAGAUUUGCCUCGUGACUAGUAAACAGUGUUCUCUGUCUAAAUUUUGUUUUUUGUUUAAAUGCCCCUGAUUUUGUUUAAAUACCAAGUCAAGUGCAAAUUUUGAUUUUUCCUUGUUUAGUUUGAUUAAACUCAAGUUCUCUUGAAA